Molecule: messenger RNA, 2800 nt
Organism: Trematosphaeria pertusa
Lineage: Eukaryota; Fungi; Ascomycota; Dothideomycetes; Pleosporales; Trematosphaeriaceae
Product: mitochondrial aconitate hydratase-like protein
Exons: 5
Coding region: 33-2504 (823 amino acids)
Biological process (GO): tricarboxylic acid cycle
Cellular component (GO): mitochondrion; cytosol
Molecular function (GO): aconitate hydratase activity; 4 iron, 4 sulfur cluster binding
Source: RefSeq, a predicted model, not a curated record
CACCACCGCAUUGCGCCGGACAAGCCUUCACAAUGCGGGUGCACGCAAUAAGGGCCGGCCGGCUCGCUAGUUGCAGGUCCGGACAGUACGCCUCCCUUCGCAGUUCGCAAGUAGCAUCGCGAAGAUGCCUAGCUACCGCUCACGCCGCUCCUCCCCAUCACCAUGUCGACAUCGUCUCCCGAACUCCGCCGUACCACAGGCUCGUCAAGAAGCUCCAGGAAGUCAGGAGGGUCCUGGGCCAUUCACGGCAGUUGACGCUAGCGGAGAAGAUUCUCUACUCGCACCUGGACAGUCCCGAGGAGUCGCUGCUGUCGAACACGAACAAUGGCAAGGACAUCAGAGGGCAGGCCAACCUCAAGCUCAAGCCGGACCGGGUGGCGAUGCAGGACGCGUCCGCGCAGAUGGCGCUGCUUCAGUUCAUGUCGUGCGGGCUUCCUGCGACUGCCGUUCCGGCGAGUAUACACUGCGACCACAUGAUUGUGGGAGAGAAGGGCGCGGAUACGGAUCUGCCGAAUUCAAUCGCGGGGAAUAAAGAGGUGUUUGAUUUUUUGGAGUCUGCGGCGAAGAAGUAUGGCAUUGAGUUUUGGCCGCCUGGCGCGGGCAUUAUUCAUCAAUCUGUGUUGGAGAACUACUCGACGCCUGGGUUGAUGAUGCUGGGGACAGACAGUCAUACUCCGAACGCGGGAGGUCUGGGAGCUAUUGCAAUCGGUGUUGGCGGUGCGGACGCGGUGGAUGCUCUUGUGGAUGCGCCUUGGGAGCUGAAGGCACCCAAGAUACUGGGCGUCAACCUCGAGGGCGAGUUGAGCGGUUGGGCCUCGCCCAAGGAUGUAAUCUUGAACCUUGUCGGGCAGCUUACCGUUCGGGGCGGCACCGGGUACAUCGUCGAGUACUUUGGCCCUGGCGUGAAGUCAUUGAGCUGUACAGGCAUGGGUACGAUUUGUAAUAUGGGCGCUGAAGUUGGCGCUACAACAUCCCUAUUCCCAUUCUCACCCGCCCACAUCCCCUAUCUGGAAGUUACACACCGAGGACCCAUCGCGAAAGCAGCCUCGGAUAUUGCAAACUCACCAAUGAAGCGGAAUUUGCUGCGUGCUGACCCGGAAGCUGAGUACGACAAAGUUAUCACUAUCAACCUUUCAACGCUGGAACCACACAUCAACGGGCCAUUUACUCCUGACCUCUCGACGCCCCUGUCCAAAUUCAAGUCAGUAGUGGAAGAGAAGGACUGGCCGAGGACGUUCGGCGCUGGUCUCAUUGGCAGCUGCACGAACAGCUCCUACCAGGACAUGACGCGCUCUGAGGAAAUCGUCAAGCAAGCCUCCGCCGCUGGACUCAAGCCUAAAGCCGACUUCUUCAUCACGCCGGGCAGCGAACAGAUUCGAGCCACCCUCGAGCGCGACAACACCCUCUCCACCUUUUCCUCAGCAGGCGGCACUGUUCUAGCAAACGCCUGUGGUCCUUGCAUUGGACAAUGGAAACGCACCGACGGCACCAAGAAAGGCGAAGCCAACGCCAUCUUCACCUCAUACAACCGCAACUUCCCCGGCCGCAACGACGGCAACCGCGCAACCAUGAACUUUCUCGCCUCCCCUGAGCUCAUUACCGCAAUGUCCUACUCUGGCUCGACGACCUUCAACCCCAUGACUGAUAGUAUUCCUACACCCUCCGGGACCCCCUUCAAAUUCUCACCACCAAAAGGCUCAGACCUGCCAUCCGCCGGGUUUGCAGAAGGAAAUCCGGAGUUCCUCCCCACGCCCGGCAUUCCCGACCCCACGGUCGAAGUCAUCGUCGACCCAGGGUCCAGUCGUUUAGCAUUGCUCAAACCCUUCCCCGAGUUCCCCGACUCAGAGUUGACGUCCCUCCGCGUCCUCUACAAAGUAAAAGGACAGUGCACAACAGACACCAUCUCUGCCGCAGGUCCUUGGCUCAAAUACAAAGGCCAUCUUCCCAACAUCUCCGAAAACACGCUCAUUGGCGCGGUUAAUGCCGCUACCAACGAAGUCAACGUCGCGUACGAUGUUGACGGUAGCAAGUCUGGGAUUCCGGAACUCGCGAAGCGCUGGAGGGAUAAGGGGCAGGAAUGGCUUGUUGUAGCGGAGCACAAUUACGGCGAGGGUUCUGCAAGAGAACAUGCUGCCCUGCAACCCCGCUAUCUAGGUGGCCGAAUUAUCCUGGCGAAGAGCUUUGCGCGCAUCCACGAGACGAACUUGAAGAAGCAGGGUAUCGUUCCGCUGACAUUCGUUAACGAAGCAGACUACGAUAUUAUCGACGCAUGCGAUGAAGUGGCGACGAGGGGACUGCUGGAUGUACUGAGGAGCGGCGGGAAGGGCGAAGUCCAGAUAGCGGUCAAGAAGAAAGAUGGAAGCGAGCAGGCGAUCAAGACGAGGCACACGCUUAGCGAGGACCAGUGCGGCUUCAUACUCGCAGGCAGCGCUUUAAAUCUCUUGGCCCGCAAUGCGCGGGAGGAGAGGGAGGAGAUUACGCGGGCGAGCGAAUUGUCGGAUUAAGAAGAGGAUGAUUUGGUGGGAUAUCGGGCGCUUGAUUUGUAUGUGUAUGCUGUAUGUAAAAGCAAAGCGAAACGAGGAUAGCAAUAUCCGCUGGAUACCACUGUGCGUAUGUUGAUGACGCAGUCCUAGCCCGAACGUCGGUCCCUAUGUCCAUCCCAACUCGGGGCUUUGUAUACUAUACAAUAUGUCAAAAACAUGGAAGAACAACCUCUAGUGGCUCAUAACUUCACAUGCGCGCCAAUACUCCCACCUCUAAACCAAAUCUGCUGUCUCCACUGGCCGAUCCUAAUUCCCAC